This is a messenger RNA of Rodentolepis nana, 231 nucleotides long. The record is from the annotation of a GenBank genome assembly. NCBI's taxonomy places the organism in Eukaryota, Metazoa, Platyhelminthes, Cestoda, Cyclophyllidea, Hymenolepididae.
AUGGUUGACACGGAUGUGAUACUCGAAUGUGAUAAGCCGUUGGAUGAGCAGAACUUCCACUUUCGAGACCGCUGUUUAUUUUGCCCAGAGGACUAUCGUCAGGAAUAUGCAAUCAAAUGUGCCGCCUGUGGAACUCCAGUGGAAGGAGACGUAGUCACUGCUCUGGGCAGUACCUUCCACACUUUCUGUCUUCGGUGUUUCUCUUGCAACCCUAACCCAAAUCCUUCUUGA